AUGCGUCUCUCGUGGCUGAUAACGUUACCGGCGGUGUUGUCGGUGGCAUCGGCUUUGAUGGUUGAGAAACGUGAUGCGGAUUUCCUAAGUGUACGGACAAAACAGCGGAAGGAUAUGAGUGGCAAACGGGGGGAUAGAAAGGAUAAAUAUUUUCACGAAAGCACGUUCCACCCUCAUUACGAUGGAAGAUUCGCCGAGAAGCAGUUACCAUAUCAUGAGCGGAGAGUAGCAUUAUCAAAUCUCAUCCAGACCUACCUAGCAACAAUGAACGACUUAGGAGUAGAAACAUGGUUAAUGCACGGCACUCUCCUCGGCUGGUGGUGGAAUCGAAAAAUUCUGCCCUGGGACUCGGAUUCCGACGUCCAGAUGUCUGAGAAGUCGAUGACAUAUCUAGCCACCUUUUACAACAUGACCGUCUUUCACUAUAAGACGCCUAGAAUUCCAGAUGGAAGAGAUUACAUGCUUGAGAUAAAUCCGCAUUACGUAAACCGGGAACAAACUGACAAGAUGAACGUUAUCGACGCAAGAUGGAUUGAUACAUCCAGUGGUUUAUUCAUUGACAUGACCACGGCACGAUACAACUACACACAUCCAGCGGGCGAAGGAAUGUUGUCUUGUAAAGACGGACAUGAAUAUCGAGACACAUACAUAUUUCCACUCCGCGACACAUAUUUUGAGGGUACGCCCGCCAAGAUCCCUUUUGCGUACAAGGAAGUCCUCGAAGCCGAGUACGGACCGAAAUCUUUGACUCUUAAGGAUUAUGCGGAUCAUCGAUUCGACGACCAGAAGCUGGAAUGGAUUCCUAUGCCGAAACCGCUGAAGAAACCAGAGGAUCAGAAAGUUAUCACUCCGCCGAAGAAGGUUGAAGAGAAGAAAGUGGAGGUGAAGAAGCCGGAGGAGAAGAAGCCAGAAGAGAAGAAGCCAGAAGAGAAGAAGCCAGAAGAGAAGAAGCCAGAAGAGAAGAAGCCAGAAGAGAAGAAGCCAGAAGAGAAGAAGCCGGAGGUCAAGAAGGCCGAAGAGAAGAAGGUCGAGGAGAAGAAACCCGAACAGGCCGCCCAAAAAGAGGCUCAAACAACACUAGCGACGAAAACUCGAGCUGCUAUCCUGAAAGUACGAGAAUCGUCACCUCCGACCGUAAACCCACCUUCUCCGCCACCUAAGAUAUAA
Glarea lozoyensis ATCC 20868 is the source of this 1167-nucleotide messenger RNA. RefSeq lists its product as uncharacterized. The transcript has 5 exons. The record is from RefSeq and is a predicted model, not a curated record. The coding region runs from base 1 to 1167 and encodes 388 amino acids. NCBI's taxonomy places the organism in Eukaryota, Fungi, Ascomycota, Leotiomycetes, Helotiales, Helotiaceae.